This is a messenger RNA of Polyodon spathula (Mississippi paddlefish), 3595 nucleotides long. Its product is annotated as TBC1 domain family member 5-like. Gene Ontology annotation, biological process: activation of GTPase activity. The record is from RefSeq and is a predicted model, not a curated record. The coding region runs from base 208 to 2673 and encodes 821 amino acids. Gene Ontology annotation, molecular function: GTPase activator activity. The transcript is spliced from 24 exons. NCBI's taxonomy places the organism in Eukaryota, Metazoa, Chordata, Actinopteri, Acipenseriformes, Polyodontidae.
UGUCAGCUGUUUUCGUUCACGUCCGCCUGCGUUUACAAUCAGAAACACACAACCAGAUUUGGAAACGACGAGCUGCAUAAACCCCAGAGUCUUUAUCAAGAGGGGAGAGCUGUGAACAGGCAUUUGUAGAAGAUCAAAUUCUUGCUCUGACGGAAAAAGUCAAUGAAGGCAAGUACAUUUUCUUGACAGUUUUUAUUGGUUGUAGAGAUGCAACAUCCCAGUUUUGAAACCCCACACCCCUUGCAAGCAGAUGAUCAGGAAACAGGCAUUGAUCCUCUAGAAGAUGGGGGAUCAGUCAAGAACAGAGGAACAAUUACCCCUUGCGAGUCUGAAGGUAUAUUCAUCUCUUACAGGAACGAAUGGGAAGAAUUAUUUUUAAACUGUAAUUACCUGGCUAGAAUCCGACAGAAGGGGAUUAAUGGGCAGCUGAGGAACAGCAGGUACCGCAGUGUUUGCUGGAAGCUUUAUCUCGAUGCUCUUCCUGAAGACAAAAGCCAAUGGAUGAAUAAGACAGUGGAGUUGAGAGCCCUGUAUGAUAAGAUAAAACAAACUCAUAUAAUUAACCCUCGUAAGGCUGCUGGAAAGCAUGACUUGGUUGUAAACAAUCCACUAUCUCAGGAUGAGGGGAGCCUUUGGAACAAAUUCUUCCAAGAUAAAGAACUGCGGGGGAUGGUUCACCAAGACGUCAUGAGAACGUUUCCUGAAAUGCAGUAUUUCCAGCAAGAAAGUGUUCGAGACAUGCUUACAGACAUUCUGUUCUGUUAUGCUCGUGAAAAUGAACAGUUACUUUAUAAGCAGGGCAUGCAUGAACUGCUAGCUCCCAUUGUCUUCAUCCUGCACUGUGACCACCAAGCUUUUAAACAUGCCAGUGAAACUGGAAACCCAAGUGAGGAAAUGAAAGCCCUAUUAAACCCUGAUUUUCAUGAACAUGAUGCCUAUGCAAUGUUCUCACAGAUCAUGGAAACUGCUGAACCGUGGUUUUCAAAUUUUGAGCGUGACAUUCGAAGGGGAAAGGAAGAGAUGGUAACAAGCAUACCCUUUGCCAGGCCACAAGACACAGGGCCCUCUGUUGCAAUUGUAACAAAAGUUAAUCGGAUUCAGGACCAGCUGCUGAAGAAACAUGACAUUGAACUCUACAUGCACCUAAACAGGCUAGAAAUAGCUCCACAGAUUUAUGGAAUCCGCUGGGUCAGGCUGCUGUUCGGACGAGAGUUUCCUCUUCAGGACCUCUUGGUUGUCUGGGAUGCUUUGUUCGCAGACAGCAUCACCUUGGAUUUAGUCGACUACAUUUUUGUAGCCAUGCUGCUAUACAUCAGAGAUGCUUUGAUUGCUAGUAACUACCAGACCUGCCUAGGACUGCUCAUGCACUAUCCACCUAUUGGGGAUAUACACGCCCUCCUCCACAAAGCCCUCUUCCUUCGGGACCCAAAGAACAACCUUCGACCAGUGAACUACCAGUUUCAACAGAAUUUAGACUAUUACAAAACCUGUGGAGCAGACCUGUUGAAUAAAACUCGUGCCAGUGCCAAGGCUGCUCCACUCAACAUUAACAAGGUAUCGAGCAGUCUGCUGAAUUUUGGCCGGAAGCUGAUCGCCCCUGCUAUUUCAGUCAAUCCAAGUAGUGCAGUCCCUAUCAACAGUGAUGUCAGAGCUGCUCCCUUGGCAGUAACAAGGUCCCUGAAUGAAACCUCCCAAGUACAGCAGCAGCAGCAUCCGCAUCUGACACAGCACAGGCUGUUGAAAUCCGAGAGCAUGCCUGUGCAGCUUAGCAAAGAUGUAGUUACAGGUGGCGAUGCUCAGGUCUCUAUUCCUGUCCAGACUGUAACUGACAUCCAAGGCCAAGGUUCCAGGAAUGUCAGCUCAUCCCCCAGUGCGGAGAGUUUACCAGUCGGGAGGGAACAUUCAGCAUCCCCACCUUUAUCUGUGACAAAGAAAGACACCUUAUUCAACAUCUCUCGCUCCCGCUCUCACAGUAAAACCAUGGGCAAAAAAGAUUCUGAGGAGGACCUAGAGGGCCAGAUCUCAUUUCUUCAAGGGCAGCUCAAUGACCUGGAAGCCAUGUCAAAGUACUGUGCUAAGAUGAUGAAUGUCCACAUCGGUAAAAUACAGGAUGUGAUUUUGCAGGAACAUUUGGAAAAGGAGGAUGAAGUUCUGGUCUCGCUAGCUGGACUUAAACAGAUAAAAGACAUUUUAAAAGGAUCCCUGCAUUUUAACCAGAGCCUGCUGGAAGCUGAGGAGAAUGAGGAGAUCACAAUCGCCGAUGAUCACUACUGCUCCAGCCAUCACAGUGGAGCAGGCAGACUUGGACUGAAGCACAUGGACAAGGAAGCCUUUCUCACUCUCAGACCAAGACAGGCCAAUUCUGAGACAUCCCUGAACUCUGAGGGCAGAAAUUCAGACGAUUACAUUCUGGUAUCGCAAGAGGACGAUGUGGAACAGGAGCAGCGUGAGAAGCCAGACUGUGCUGUCUGUAAUCUGGAGGAUCUACAUUUCCCUAAGGGGCACAAGGUGGCCCUGAAACGUGAAAAAGAGGCCCUUCGUACUGCUGUUUGCUCUGACCCGCUAAUGGGAGCCGCCUCGGGCUCUUCCAGCACGUAUGGUUCCAGCCCUGAGGAUGACAGCAGUAAUAGCAAGGACUCUGACUUCACUAUAGUCAACCCAACAGACCUCUGAGCCUCUGCAAUUUAAAACAAACAGGCAUGUUUGCACAUACAUUAAUGCUCUGAAUCAUGUUGUUACCCUUCUCUGUUUAUUUCUCUUCUUAGCAUUACUAUUGUCCAUCUGUCCAUAUCAAACUGCUGUCCUUCAUUGUCCGGGAGGAUAACAAACAAUACAUAUAAAUCAGAAAUGUCAUCCGCAAGAGGUUAUCCCUAAUUGAUUUUAUUUGCUUUCAUGCAAGUUGUUAGCUAUUAAAAUCGAUCUUGCCUGAAUUGGUCUGCUACUUCAAAUUAUGCUGUGAGAGCUGGGUUUUUUUAAUGAAAGUAAAUAUUUAAAAAUCCACCCAAUAACACUUAAGUGUGUAUUGGUCUCUUACCUCCCUGGACACAUUGACCAAAUGGCCUUUCUUCACCGUGACCAAAUCCUAGGGCACUCCAAUUUAGGACCUGAUUACUACCAAGAUUGUAAAUAGCAGACAUGUAAUCGUUGAUCCACAGGCUGCCUUCAUAAACAUGUUCUUUGCGCCCACUCCACUGUGCUGUGAACUCUCAGUCCAGGGGUUUUGUGUUGUAGGCUAGAUAUAGCUCAUAGUUGUCUCAUGGCCAGUUGACACCUGUUUGCCUGAUCUUGACCCAUAACUUAGUAAAACUACUAACUUAGAACUAUAGUAAUUCAGUUAUUUUAUUAUUCAUUUUUUGUAGAUGCUUGAUUUCAGUCUAUAAAAAUAUAAAAAAAUAAGAGAUAUCUUAUUAGGUGGUAUCUGGAACACUAGGUGGUCAACCUGUUGAGUAACAAAAAGCUUACUAUUAGGAUUGGCUCAUGCAUAGUGUAGCUUGUUCUCUGCAUUUGAGUGGGUUACAGUGAUAAUAAAUAAAUGUAUGUUUGACUAAGAAAAAAAUAAGCUUUUAUCAGAACAUAAAUAAAUUACUACAUACAA